Vigna angularis (adzuki bean) is the source of this 4189-nucleotide messenger RNA. RefSeq lists its product as uncharacterized. The record is from RefSeq and is a predicted model, not a curated record. NCBI's taxonomy places the organism in Eukaryota, Viridiplantae, Streptophyta, Magnoliopsida, Fabales, Fabaceae. The coding region runs from base 1314 to 3521 and encodes 735 amino acids. The transcript is spliced from 4 exons.
CAUCAUUAAAUUGCAGCAAUGGAAAUCUAUAUGUGCGUAAGGCUCAAAUUGAACUAUGUAACUAACCAAUUUAUUUAGCAAUGAUAGGUACAGAUAAAACCUUAUAAAUGUCAAACCAAUAUGUCCGCUUCACAGGAUACAUGACUCGGAGACCAGAUAAGAUGGGACUGUGUAGAAUGACAGCCCUAAGGUUUGGUAAACGAGUAGCCAAAUCUGUGGUUGGUCCACUACCGACAGAUUGGCCAUACAGAAUAAUAUCUUCCUCUUACGCCCCAUACAUUUCUACCAGGCAUUUAUAUGCAGCUUCUAUAUCUGCAUACGUGUUCUGCUCACUAGGCUGUCAAAAAAAUAUUCUUCAACUCACUCCCAUUCCAGCAAAAUAUUAAGCUACCUCGUGACAUUCUAACUCAUAAAACAUUGAACAAUAAUAGAAUGAUAUAAAAAGAAAUAAGCAAAUAUAGAAACCUUCGCUCAAAAUGACUUGAAUGACUUUGUUCGUGUAAAUUUUAAGGUAACUUAUUACUGGCAUAGCUUUUAAGUUGAUUGUUGUAAAAGUCGAUACAUUUAUUAUACUGAUUAAAUGACAACAUAAAAAAGGACUCUUUAAAUGAUUGGUGGAUAUAGACUAUUUACUUGUAAUUAAAUUAAAUUUCUUGUUCUAUAGCCGUUCAACAUAAAUCAUCUACUUCUUUCGACUUUACUUAAGUGAAUAUGUUAUUCUAUGAUUAAAAGUUGGUUUAAUACCUUUUUUGUCCCUCGAAAGGGGCCAAAUGUUCAAUGUGGUCCUACGUUUUUUUAGAAGUUCAAUGUGGUCCCAACUUUUGUAAAAAGUGUGCAAUUAAAUCCUUUUUGGUAACGACGUUAAUUUUUUAACGGGCCAGCUGACAGGGUGGACUAAAGUUUGCUACGUGGCUGUGUGAGGGUAAUACGUGGCUGUGUGAGGGUAAUACGUGGCUCUGAGAGGGUAAACAUGUGCAUAUUACUGUGGUUAAGAAAUCAGAGAUUAGGGUUUGGGUUGCAGAGAAAUUGGUAAUUUGGGAUUUAUCAUGGUGGAGGAAGUGCGUUGAAAUCUGAAGCGCGAAUUGGAAACCGCAAAUAUGAAGCGCAAAUUGGAAAUCGCAAAUCAGGUUAGGGUUUAUGUUUGAUAAUUUUAUGAAAUGUAGUUGUUGUAUAUGUUAUCACUGUUGUCGCUUUAUAGGGGGUUUAAGUAGGGGUGAAAAGUUGUCUUGUUUUGAUGGUUGAUAGUGGUCCCAUAGAUAUUAGUUUAACUUAAAUUAGUGGUCCCCGUUUGCAUUUGCAGGGUUCGGGUAGGGAUGUGUAAUGACAUGUUUCAGGUUGUGGUCCAUCACGGUGGGACCUUGAUCAAAGAAGUCCCCUUUAAGUAUAUGGGCGGGGAGAUAGUUUAUUGGGACGUAGAUCCCGAUAAAUGGUGUUAUUUUGGAGUAUUAGGUUCACUUAAAGAUCUGGGUUACAUGGAAGUAAAAGAAUUAUAUUACAAUAUCCAACAUGUUUUACAUAAGCUUGAUGAUGAUAAAGGAGCUAUGAACAUGAUGAAGGUGGCUAAUUAUUUGGGGAAAGUGAACCUCUAUGUUGUGCAUGGGGUGGACGAACCAGCUAUUGUAGAAAAUGAUGAGAAUGAGAUUCUGUACCUACGUAAAGAAGUAGUGGAAGUGGAAGUGCAUGGGGUGGACGAACCAGCUAUUGCAGUGGAGGUUGACAAUGAGGAUAGAGUUGAGUUUCAAAGUGAAGAAGUAGUGGAAGUGGAUAAUGUGGAUGAAGUUGAGCUUGAAAAUGAUGAAUUAGUGGAAGUGGACAUUGAGGAUGGAAGGGAGGUUGAAAAUGAAGAAGAAUUGGAAGUGGACAUUGAGGAUGGAGGGGAGGUUCAUACUGGAGAAGAAUUGGAAGUGGACGUGGACAGUGAUGAUGAACCACAAAUGGAUGAUCUAAGUGGUGAUGAAUAUGUGGAUGCAGACAAUGAUCAAGAAACCCAACAACAAUGCAGGGGUUUGUCAGAUGAUGAUGAUUGGGAGUCUGGUAUGCUUGUAACUCCUGAAAACAGUACAAGUGAGGAGGAUGACAAUGAGGAUAGAGUAUCUGUGAGUGGUUUCUCAAAAUAUGCAAAACAGAAGUCCAUGGCAGAUUACAAGUGGGAAGUGGGCACCAUUUUCAGUGGGAAGGAAGACUUUAAGGAUGCUAUUAGAAGGUAUGUUGUUCAUGCUGGGAGGGAUCUAAAAUUUGUGAAGAAUGAUAAGCGUAGGGUGAGGGUGCACUGCAUGGGUGGCCAAGGUAAGUGCCCAUGGGUAGCUUACUGUGGGUACUUGCCAUCACGUAAAAUUUGGCAAUUAAGGAAGAUAAUUGAUACUCACAGUUGUAGUAGGCAACUUAACAUCAAACUAAUGAAUGCUCAGUGGUUGAGUCAAGAAAUAGAUAGGUCUUUAGUUGACAAUCCUAAUUUAAGGGUGAAUGAUAUUCGUACUAAAGCAUUAAGAAAAUGGAAUACAAAUGUAUCAAUAUCCAAGGCACGAAGGGCAAAGUUAAUUGCCACAAGACAGGUUGAAGGAGAUUUCAAAGAACAGUAUAAAAGAAUAUACGACUAUGGACAUGAGCUGUUGAGGUGUAACCCAGGUUCAACAGUGCAGAUUAAAGUUGACUCUCAUAAUGGUGACCCAAUCUUCCAAAGAAUGUAUGUUUGUCUGAAAGCUUGUAAAGAUAGCUUCAUCAGUUGUAGGCCCAUUAUAUGUUUAGACGAAUGUUUUUUGAAAGGUUAUUACAAGGGGGAGCUGCUCACUGCUGUUGGUAGGGACCCAAAUGAUCAAAUGCUACCCCUUGCCUAUGCAGUAGUAGAAGUGGAGAACAAAGACAGCUGGACAUGGUUUUUGCAAUUAUUAAUUCAAGACCUGGGGGGUAGUCAAGUAUGUGGGGGGUGCACGUGGAUGCCAGACCAGCAAAAGGGGUUGGUCCCAGCUAUCCAAGAGCUUCUGCCUGGGGCAGAACAAAGAGUCUGUCUGAGGCACCUGUAUGCAAACUUUAGGAAAAGGUUUGGUGGUCAAAUUUUAAAAAAUCUGAUCUGGAGAGCUGCCACAAGCACAUAUCCACAGGCUUGGGAGAGAGAGAUGCUGAAAAUUAAAGAAGUCAAUAUUGAAGCAUAUAAAUACCUCAUAGGCAUUCCCCCGAGGUUUUGGUCAAGAUCUCGCUUCACAGGUCAAGCAAUGACUGAUACACUAGAUAACAACAUCGGUGAAGCUUUCAACAGUGUUCUUAUUCAUUCAAGAGGAAAACCUAUUAUCACCAUGAUGGAGGAUAUCAGAGUUUAUCUCAUGAAAAGGUGGGCCACCAAUAGAACCAAGGUGGCAUCUAUGGACUUCACAAUAUGCCCAAAGAUAAAGAAGAGACUUGAGAAGGAAUGUACUCUGUCAAUAUUUUGGGUGCCAAGAUUUUUGAGGUUAGACAUACUUCAUCAGUUGGGAACAAGUUCACACUGGACCUGGACACAAAGGAGUGUAGCUGCAGAAAGUGGAUGAUUAGUGCCAUCCCAUGCUGUCAUGCAAUUGCAGCAAUGAACUUCUCCAACGUUGAUCCACAGAGUUAUGUCCCCACUGUGUUCACAAGAUCCACCUAUGAAGAGGUGUAUGCGUCCAUAAUUUUUCCACUCAAUGGCCACCUACUAUGGGAAACCACAAAUUUCAAUGAUGUACUACCACCACUGAUGAGGAAGAUGCCUGGGAGGCCAAAGAAAAAAAGGAGGUUGGAAGCAUGGGAGCUAACUAAGGAUGACACUCAAAUGCGUGUUGGUGGGCAUAGGAAAAAAUGUAGUAUUUGUCGUCAGAGGGGGCACAACAAGAAUAACUGCCCUUUAAAGCCCCAGCCAGCAGAAACAACACAACCAUCACAGCCUCCUCCAAGUUCCUCAACCACUCAACCAUCACAGCAACCAAGUCCCCAAUCAUCCCGGCCAACAAAAUGCAAAGUCAGAAGAAAAGAUACUUAGAUGAAUUGGGUUAUUAGAUAGUUAACUUACAUGGUGGUGUAAUAUGUACUGUUUGUUACAUGGUGGUGUAAUAUGUACUGUUUGUUACAUGGUGCUGAAAAUUAGAUACUUAAUUUACUUAGUGAACUGAUGUCUUUAUGUCUUUGUUUUAUGUGUCGUAAUGAAUGAAAGUGGUUUGAUGAUGUUACAUGGUGGUGUAAU